UUUGUUUUUAUCUCCAUUUUAGAGAGCACUGUCGCACUAGAACAUGACUGGGGCCGUGACAGAGCACAGCAGCGGUGCGCCCACGUCUCAUAUUCAUAACAGUUGGCCAGCGAACCAUACUAAUGGGUGACUUAGAGAAAGAGAUUGUGGAAGAGAUGAAGGGGGAUGGCUGUGGGACAGCAGCCUCCAGCACUACAGCAUCCACCACAAAUGCUACAUCACUCAGCUCUAAACCCAACACUCCCACAGGCACGCAGGUAAUUCAGCAGACAUUACACAGGCCACAGAGCAUGACAGCUCAGUACCUGCAACAGAUGUACGCAGCCCAACAACAGCAUAUCCUGCUACAGACAGCUGCCUUACAACAGCAGCAUCAGCAAAACCUCACUGCUACACAAAUCCUAGCCAAUGCACAGCAGGCCUCACAAACUAAUGGCAGGCAACCCUCCUCCUCCCCUCCAUCUUCCAAUGGGAAUGUAACUCAGCUGGCUAGUGUGUCUCAGACAUCAAUCACAAUGACGACCUCUCCGAUAACUCAGCCAAUCGGCCGCAUCCAGGCCACCAGCUCCAGUAGCACAGGGAGUGCAAUAUCCCAGCAGACCAUGCUUCUAGGUAACACCUCUCCCACAGGUAGCCAGGCCCAAAUGUACCUGCGCACACAGAUGCUGAUUCUCACCCCUGCUGCCACUGUAGCUGCUGUUCAGCCUGAUUUAACUAUCGUGAGUUCCAGUUCCCAAUCAGCAUCAACACAGGUUCAGAGUUUGGCUCUUCGCACACAUCUCCCUGGAGCUCUUGCAACUCCUCAAAGCAUCCAGAUAAAGCCCUCCUCUCAUUGCCCGACAUUGGUGACCCCCCUUCCCAAAAUGUCCAUUUGUCCACUGAAGUCAACACAACUGUCUCAGAAACUGGUAGAAACUUCUAGAAGUGGGUCACUGUUGACUGAUGUCACUCAGCCACCAUCAACCCACCCACUCAUUGCCCCUUCAACUUUCUCACCAGUCCAGUCUCAUACUCUGGUCAGACACCAGCUGCAUUGCCCUUCUAGCCAGAGGGUGGCGCCACACCAGCUCAUCAUUCAACAGAGUGCCACUGCUCACAGACAGGUCCAGCCCAUUGCACUGCGUGUCACACCACAGGGCAGCUCUCCUCCACCCCUCACCCUGCAGACCCGUACCACUCACACUACAGCCACCGUCCAAUCAGAGCACACCGAGCUCCUCUCAGUGCCCUCCUCUCCAAAUCAACCAGCCAAUCAGGCACCUGUUCAACAGCAAGCAGUGGUGUCUACCUCUAUACUCCCCCCUGCAUCACUGCCUAACCCUCCACCCCUUCAUCUGGGGCCAGCGAUAGAGCCUGUCUCCCAAUAUUCACCUCUGGCCAGUCCCCCUCCCCUCACCAUGGCCUUGCCCAGACUGGCCCAGCCGCAGAGGCUAUCUCUGCGCUCAGUUCAGACCAUGGCUGUCCAGUCUGACCACAUGCUGGUGUCUGAAGAGGAGCUCCCAGUUGCAGAAACACUGGUCCAGCUGCCUUUUCAAAACCUUCCACCACCACAGACGGUGGCAGUGGACUUAAAGGUGCAACCUGCCACACAAACAGAAGCUCCCUCGGCAACCCAGCUGUUGAAGGAGAAUGAAAGCAUGAAUUUGGAAAAGGAUGUGGAACAUGUGUGUUCUCAGAGGAACAGAACGCCAACCCCGCCACCACUGUCCCCUUCAGCCGAGCCACAGACGAGCUCUGAUGAUGUAACAUCCCAACCGGAAAACUGUUCAGCUGAAAUGGACCAACCGUGCUCACCAUCAAGCAGAUCUGUGAUCCGGUCACCGGAGGACUCUACACAUGCCAACACUUCCCCCCCUCCCCUCCUCUCUUCUGCGGUAAGAAGCACCAGCAGGCUUCCCCCAGCCAGCCUUCCAGGGAACCCUGAGGGGCAGCCCUCACAGGCCAUCGUUAGACCUCACAUCCUCACACACCUCAUUGAGGGCUUCGUCAUCCGAGAGGGCCUGGAGCCAUUCCCGGUGAGACGUGCCUCCCUGGAGAUGAACCUGCAAGCCACGCUGCCAGAAGAUAGAGAGAGAGCUGCUAAUGGAGAAUCAGCCCAGGAUGACUGCCUGAUGGAUGCAGACCAACCAGACAACUCUACUGAUUCCGACAUUGAUAACCCUCCUGCUGAGGAUGAACAGACAGUUGAAAACCUGACUUAUGUACUUAAGUGUGAGUUUUGUGGGAAGAGAGGCUUUGCACAUACCUUCCUCAGAUCCAAACGCUUCUGCUCCAUGACAUGUGUCAGAAGAUUCAAUGUGAACUCUAAAAAGCGGCUUAAACUGUUGAGGGCAGAAAAGAUUGGCCGCUGGCCCCACAGACUCAUGGACAGACGAGGAAGAACCCCUAGUCGUAUAAACAGCAGGUCUGGGAAACACUUCCUCAGACAGCUGCAAGUCUCCAGUCGCACUGAUGACAACCAGAGAGUAUCCAAUUCCUCAACAUGUAUCGAGAGAAAGGAAGAAGAUCCACCAGGCCCAAUGACAACAAGGCUGCGUUUGCAGGCCGUGAGAGAGAAGGAACAAGACAGAGAAAGACAAGAGAGCAGGGUGGAGAGUUGCAGCAGCUCUGACUGUCUUCUUGACUCUAGUCCCUCACAGUGGAGUGUGGAGCAAGUGUGUUCCUUCAUCAGCUCUUUACCAGGGUGCCAUGACUUUGCUCCGGAGUUCCAGUCUCAGGAGAUUGAUGGACAGGCCCUGUUGUUACUGACAGAAGACCACCUUAUGAGUGCUAUGAACAUUAAACUGGGCCCUGCACUCAAAAUCUGUGCACAAAUCAACUCUCUUAAAUAAUC
Myxocyprinus asiaticus (Chinese sucker) is the source of this 2833-nucleotide messenger RNA. Its product is annotated as polyhomeotic-like protein 3. Lineage: Eukaryota; Metazoa; Chordata; Actinopteri; Cypriniformes; Catostomidae. The transcript is spliced from 15 exons. Gene Ontology annotation, cellular component: PRC1 complex; nucleus. The record is from RefSeq and is a predicted model, not a curated record. The coding region runs from base 123 to 2831 and encodes 902 amino acids. Gene Ontology annotation, molecular function: zinc ion binding; protein binding.